Molecule: messenger RNA, 1568 nt
Organism: Chaetomium fimeti
Lineage: Eukaryota; Fungi; Ascomycota; Sordariomycetes; Sordariales; Chaetomiaceae
Exons: 3
Coding region: 182-1360 (392 amino acids)
Source: RefSeq, a predicted model, not a curated record
GUUCUGGAAGGGUGCAGAAGCAGACUGGCAUGAGACAGCUCCCAACUCAUAAGCACCGUGAACCGUCCCUUUUUUGCCUUCAACCUCAGAGGUGGAGGAUUUCGAAAUAUCCAUUACCUAUUCCUCACUAUUAAUCUUAGUCUUAAGUCAUUUGGUUGACACACAGCUGUCAUAAACCAUCAUGGCUUUAACUAUCACUGCCGCGGUUGUUGUUGGGCUUGCUGCAGUCGCCCAUGCGGGUGACCUCUCGACGCCGACGCCGACGCCGACGCCGUCGCCGGAGGCGCCGUGGCCGGACUUUGCAAUGCCUCCAUACAAUGGGACGGGUCCCACGCUGCUCCGAUUUGGGUGCCACCAAGUUGUCGUUGACCGGAUCGACCCCCUUGUCAACCCCGGGUCCAUCCCGUCGCCGCACCAGCACCAAAUUGUCGGCGGAGAUGCCUUCAAUGCCUCGAUGCCCGUGUCCGACAUCAGUGAACUAUCGACUUGCACGACCUGCAGCUACAGUGACGACUUCUCCAACUACUGGACGUCCAAUCUGUAUUUCAGGGCUCGCAACGGGAGCUACAAGCGUGUGCCUCAGAUUCCGAACCGUCUGUUCUUCGACGACGAGUUCACAACCAAAACCAACGGCGGCAUGGUUGCCUACUAUGUGUCGCCGGGCAAGGGCGAGGUGAAGGCCUUUGAGCCAGGCUUCCGCAUGUUCUUUGGCGACGCCGCCCUACGCUCCGAGCCCCAGGGGCAGUGGAACUUGUCGACACAGACCUGCUUCCGAUGCUACAGCGGGCCCGACUUUCAAGGAGAUGACCUCGCGCCGUGCCAAGAUCCGGCUGUUGAUACCCAGCACCUCCCCAAUGGUCCUUGCCACGGCAUCCGAACCAACGUUAUCUUCCCGACCUGCUGGGACGGCAAGAACCUCGACAGUGCCGACCACACGUCUCACAUUGCCUAUCCCGUGGAAGGGCCGCACGUGUUUGACGGCAUCGGCACCGCUGAUACGUGCCCAGACUCGCACCCCGUCAAGAUCCCGCAGGUCAUGUUCGAGAUCGUCUGGGACACAACGGCGUUCAACGACCCUAACGAGUGGCCCGAGGACGGAUCACAGCCCUUUGUUCUGAGCACGGGGGAUCGGAGCGGAUACAGCCAGCAUGCUGACUACGUGUUUGGGUGGAAGGGAGAUGCGUUGCAAAGGGCGAUGGAUGCUGGGUGCAUUGCUGCAAACUGCCCCGGUAUUGCAACGCAAGCGGUGGAAGAGGCGGCGAAGUGCAGGGUGCCGGAAGUGGUUGACGAGAAUUAUGAAGGCUGGCUUGAUACGCUCCCGGGCAACCCGCCACAGCCUUCGGCCACGACUUCUACGUAGAGAGAGGUAUGUCUAAUAAAACCCGCAGGCAAUGGCAAAAGAAGGAAGGCAUGAAACUGGAAUCAUUCGUUAAGCCACUCUGGCAAGUAGGGAUACCCUGCCCUUUUCUCACACUUGUUGCCAAGUUACGUGUGGAGAUUCGAGUGUGGUUGGUAGUCCAUAAAUACAUAAAUACAAGUGAUACCUAUCAGAGACCACCAGGGGAGCA